AUGGAGAAAGGCAAUUAUUCACUAGUGACUGAAUUCAUCCUCAUAGGGCUAACAGACCAGCCUGAGCUCCAGCUUCCACUCUUCUUCCUGUUCCUAGGGAUUUAUAUAUUCACUGUGAUGGGGAAUCUGGGCAUGAUUAUACUUAUUGGACUAAGUUCUCAUCUACACAACCCUAUGUAUUAUUUCCUGUGCAAUUUGUCCUUCAUUGAUCUCUGCCAAUCAACUGUUAUCAUACCCAAAAUGUUAAUGAACUUUUUAUCAGAGAAGAACACCAUUUCCUAUCCUGAGUGCACAACUCAAUUCUGUUUUUUUACCAUUUUUGCUAUAUCUGAAUGUCAAAUGUUGGCUGUGAUGGCAUAUGACCACUAUGUUGCUAUAUGCUAUCCGCUUCGUUAUAGUCUUAUCAUGUCUUAUCAAGUGUGGUUAGGUUUGGUGUGUGGAGUGUAUACAUUGGCCCUCAUUGGGACCGCAGCUCACACAAGUUGUUUGCUUAAAGUGUUUUUCUGUAAGGAAAAUGCAAUUAAUCAUUACUUCUGUGAUCUCCUUCCACUCUUGAAACUCUCUUGUUCGAGCACGUAUCUCAAUGAAGUGGUACUUCUGUCAUUCAGUACAUUUAAUAUAAUUUUCCCAACACUAACAAUUAUUUGUUCUUAUAUUUUCAUCAUUAUUAGCAUUUUAAAAAUUCAGUCCAGUGAAGGCAGGUCAAAAGCCUUCAGUACCUGCAGCUCCCAUAUUAUAGCAGUUGGUGUAUUCUUUGGCUCUCUUGCAUUCAUGUACCUGCAGCCAUCUUCAGUCAGUUCUAUGGAUCAGGGGAAAGUGUCUUCUGUCUUUUAUACUGUCAUUGUACCCAUGUUAAACCCCCUUAUCUAUAGUCUGAGAAAUAAAGAUGUCAAAAUUACCUUAAAGAAAGUGAUAGAAAGAACAUUUUAG
Messenger RNA from Sarcophilus harrisii (Tasmanian devil), 930 nucleotides. RefSeq names its product olfactory receptor 150-like. The transcript has a single exon. The coding region runs from base 1 to 930 and encodes 309 amino acids. The record is from RefSeq and is a predicted model, not a curated record. NCBI's taxonomy places the organism in Eukaryota, Metazoa, Chordata, Mammalia, Dasyuromorphia, Dasyuridae. Gene Ontology annotation, cellular component: membrane. Gene Ontology annotation, molecular function: G protein-coupled receptor activity; odorant binding; olfactory receptor activity. Gene Ontology annotation, biological process: sensory perception of smell; G protein-coupled receptor signaling pathway.